Aspergillus vadensis CBS 113365 is the source of this 1014-nucleotide messenger RNA. RefSeq lists its product as uncharacterized. The transcript is spliced from 2 exons. The record is from RefSeq and is a predicted model, not a curated record. Lineage: Eukaryota; Fungi; Ascomycota; Eurotiomycetes; Eurotiales; Aspergillaceae. Bases 1 to 1014 code for a protein of 337 amino acids.
AUGGCUGAUUAUGACCAUCCAGUUCGGUCAGGCAUCCCUGGUCAAAACCCCAAAGUCCAUCCCGAACCCCCAUACCGUCCUUAUUGGGCACGAAGCCCCGUUCAGUACGCGCAAGACCUCCUUGGAUACUCCGAAGACCCGGUCGAAUACGAUUACAACGACCGUGACUACUGGGACAACUGCUUCUUCUUUCCCGAAGACUGUUCUUGGUCUCCGCCAAAGGGCUGGGUUAUUGAAAACAAAACACUUGAGCAAGACAUCGCGCUUGGAGACUGCUACGAGCAGCACAACGAAGGCAACAUGAUACCCGGUCUUCCGGACAUAAAAAUGCUGGAUGCGGAGGCGCUCAGCGACCUCCUAGAGGAUAACCUGUCACCUCCGGAAAUCACUUCUAUGAUGGUAUUCGCUACCAAUGGCGCUAUUUUCGCAUACGCAUCUUCCCUCCCUUCCAGGCAGCUGCGCAACUUGAGCGCAACAUACGGUGCGGCGUACACAUGCUACGCGAAAAAUGCAUCAUGUGGGAAUCUCACCGGCGUGAACCCUGCCAGCCAUCCGUCAUCAUACGUGACCACCCCAUCUGUAUCACUAGGCGACGUCGGGUCCAUCGUCUUCGAACUUGACGAUCUAGUAGCGGUCGUGACAAGAAUCGCAGACAAGGUCCUUCUUGCCGCAGUCGGGCCAUCGAAACUGGGAGAUGCCGAAGACGCAGCAACACCCAACGGUACACAGAAUGUUUUGAACGGAUCCUCACAUCCCGGAGGCGACGACGCUGCCAAUGAUGGGAGGACUUAUGCCAGCGUUGUAGCAGCCAACGGAGGCCGCCAUGGCCCUAGCUCAGACGCGCAACUCGAAAGCCAGUACGAAAUCGACCGGAGCAGUGAUCUAGCCCGUCUAGCGACCUUGAACCUCUCCGCGUCACCAUCUAUUCUGCUCGCACUGGAGUCCAAAUCUGCAGCGCUAGGGAGAUUCCUGGGACAGAAACUGGCAGAUCUUGAAAGUCCUGAAGAUUUCUGA